AUGCUGGCCGCCCGUGCUUUCUCUGCGCCCAUUGGCAGGCAGUCCCUCCGCGUCGCGCCCCGCGCCGCUGGCGUUGUCGCCUUCCAGAGGUUCUACUCCGCCCAGGGCGAUCGUGUCGCCAAGUUCAACGGUGUCAAGGAUGCCAGCGGCAAGUACCCCGUCAGCUUGAUUGAGGGUGACGGUAUCGGCCCCGAGAUCUCGGACGCCGUCAAGAACAUCUUCGCUGCUGCCAAGGCCCCCAUCUCUUGGGAGCCUAUCGAUGUCACCCCCAUCCUGAAGGACGGCAAGACUGCCAUUCCCGAUGCUGCCAUUGAGAGCAUCAAGAGGAACAAGAUUGCCCUUAAGGGUCCCCUGGCCACCCCCAUCGGCAAGGGUCAUGUCUCUCUCAACCUGACUCUCCGCCGCACUUUCAACCUCUUCGCCAACCUGCGCCCCUGCCGCUCCAUUGCUGGCUACAAGACCCCCUACGACGGUGUUGACACUGUCCUCAUCCGCGAGAACACCGAGGGCGAGUACUCGGGCAUCGAGCACGUCGUCGUUGAUGGCGUCGUCCAGAGCAUCAAGCUCAUCACCCGCGAGGCCAGCGAGCGCGUCCUCCGUUACGCCUUCCAGCACGCCGAGUCGAUCGGCCGCAAGAAGGUCCGCGUCGUCCACAAGGCCACCAUCAUGAAGAUGUCUGACGGUCUCUUCCUCAACGUCGCCCGCGAGGUCGCCAAGGACUUCCCCAACAUUGAGUUCGACGCCGAGCUCCUCGACAACUCGUGCCUCAAGAUGGUCACCGACCCCCUCCCCUACAACGACAAGGUCCUCGUCAUGCCCAACCUGUACGGUGACAUUCUGUCCGACAUGUGCGCCGGUCUCAUCGGCGGUCUCGGCCUCACUCCUUCCGGCAACAUCGGCGACGAGUGCUCCAUCUUCGAGGCCGUCCACGGCUCCGCCCCCGACAUUGCCGGCCAGGGCCUCGCCAACCCCACCGCCCUCCUCCUCAGCUCCAUGAUGAUGCUGAGGCACAUGAACCUGACCGAGUACGCCGACAGGAUCGAGAAGGCCGCCUUCGCCACCCUUGCCGAGGGCAAGGCGCUCACCGGUGACCUUGGCGGCAAGGCCAAGACUCACGAGUUUGCUUCUGCCAUUAUUUCCAAGCUGUAA
Verticillium alfalfae VaMs.102 is the source of this 1149-nucleotide messenger RNA. Its product is annotated as 3-isopropylmalate dehydrogenase. The coding region runs from base 1 to 1149 and encodes 382 amino acids. The record is from RefSeq and is a predicted model, not a curated record. Gene Ontology annotation, biological process: isocitrate metabolic process; tricarboxylic acid cycle. Gene Ontology annotation, molecular function: magnesium ion binding; NAD binding; isocitrate dehydrogenase (NAD+) activity. The transcript has 5 exons. NCBI's taxonomy places the organism in Eukaryota, Fungi, Ascomycota, Sordariomycetes, Glomerellales, Plectosphaerellaceae. Gene Ontology annotation, cellular component: mitochondrion.